Molecule: messenger RNA, 1473 nt
Organism: Linepithema humile (Argentine ant)
Lineage: Eukaryota; Metazoa; Arthropoda; Insecta; Hymenoptera; Formicidae
Source: RefSeq, a predicted model, not a curated record
AUACCAUGACGCAGCAAAUUUCGAUAGCAAUACCUUGCUUUAAUGAAUCUAUUACGGUGAUCUCUCGAUGCUUUUCUUGAUGCUCCUUGAUACUGCUGGAGAUGCAUCGUUCAAUGGAUGACAGAUUAGACGAUUUCAAAUGACGAGAAAUGCGCUAAUCACUAUCACGCAGAUAAAGCACAGAAAACACCACGGCGGUUUCUGGGGGCAACAGCAUCAAUCACCCCACCUGACAUGAAAGCUGUAAUUUGGCUAAUCCGGUUCGAAGCCCUUCCUUCGCUCAUUUUACCGAUGGCCUUCGCACCCCAUGAGUAAAGCAUCUUCCAAACGGUGUAAUUCGUCGCAUCGUGAACUUUUCCGAGAAACAACACCUUUGUGGUACGCGAGAGCACCCAGCCCAAUCAAGCCAAACCGGACGAGAGAGUAAACCUGAAUAAAACCGACGGUGGAAUCUCGCGUUAAUAACAGAUGCAAUCAUGUCACCUUGUUGGAACGAAGCGGAGGAAGGACGAAAGGGUUUCGCGGGGCUCAGCCGGUGGAAGAUGAUACUCGGGGCUGUUCCCACGUCGUUAACCAAUCUCCUACCAUGGAUCUCACUAGCAGCGAAGUCGACAAAGGCGUUUUUGCAUCGCCUCUAAGACCGUGAACUGUCACGAUUUUCUUGCAGCAGUUGGAUGUACAGGUAAAUAGCCCGCGCACAUUGUCGGAAACGUCAUUAUUGCCUGUGUGGUUUAUCCUAUCCAACUAAAUCGUUGAUCAUCGAUUGGAUUAGCUCGGCGCAAUACACCGAUAUCUUUGAUACAGAUAACACUUCAGAUUCUUCGUUGGAGCAAAUACGUUGGAGCAACAAUCUAAGGGGAAAGUGGCAGGUGGAGCAUACUACAAUAUCCUAAUUGGUAUGGCUGAUAAGCGUACUUAACUAGGAUACAACAAUUGUAAAUUGAUACAACGAUCAAUCUAUGGUUCUGAUGGCAAAACUGUGAUUACGGCGAGAGAGAAGAGAUGCGGGGUUGAGAGCUUGAAUGACGCCAGGACCAGGACCGGGGAAACGUGUCGCAAUAUCCUCCAUCAUGUCUAAACGAAUAAAAUCUCUGCUAACCAAAGAAACCAAAGAUUAUCUCAUGAGCACACACUUCUGGGGCCCGGUAUUCAACUGGUCGAUACCCAUAGCAACUAUAACCGACACGCAAAAGCAUCCAAAAAUCAUUAGCGGCAAAAUGACUGUGGCCUUGACCCUGUAUUCUCUGAUAUUCAUGCGGUUUGCUUGGAAGGUGCAACCGCGAAAUUUGCUGCUGUUUGCGUGCCACUUCACUAACUCCGCAGCUCAAAUCACGCAAGGUUACAGGUUCCUCGAGUACCAUUACGGCUUGCAGAAAGAGCUCGACUAGAAGUGAUGUGAGAAGCCAGCGGCAAAUACAUUGUAAUUUGUACAUUUGCAAACAUAAAAUGCAAAAUAACAUAAGAUUAAUAAAA